CAAAUUCCAGCAGGCGCCUCCUCCUCGUCUUCCUCGUGGAGCUGACAGUUCACAGAAACAAGCUGCAGCCCUUCUUCGUCAGCAUCAUCACACCUUGGUGCGCUCCUUGUCAGUCAUGGAGGUGAGUGAGGUUAAAGUGAGCUGUGACCGCCCCGGCAGGACCAGGGGCCUCUUCACAAGCGUCAAGUUCUUCGUCUUGUGUCACAGUUUGUUGCAGCUGGCGCAGCUCCUGGUGUCGGGGUACAUGAAGAGCUCCAUCUCCACCAUCGAGCGGCGCUUUGGCCUCUCAAGCCAGAAGUCGGGGCUCCUGGCGGCCUUCAACGAGGUGGGGAACACGCUCCUCAUCGUCUUUGUCAGCUUCCUGGGGAGUCGGCUUCAUCGGCCACGGGUUAUCGGCUGCGGCGCUCUGCUAGCGUGCCUGGCCUCGCUGCUGAUGGCGCUACCGCACUUCCUUAGCAGGCGCUAUGAAUAUAGUGAGAUCAUAUCUGCCAGGAACGUGUCCGGCCUCUGCCAGAUGGAGAGUCCUCUCACUACGCCGACGACCAGUCAGAGCUGCGACAGUCAGGAAAGCCCCAGCGACAACCGCAUUUACCCUCUGCUGCUGCUGGCUCAGCUGCUGCUGGGGAUCGCUGCCGUGCCCAUCCAACCUUUUGGGAUCUCCUACAUCGACGACCACGCCAGCAAGAAGAACUCGCCGCUCUACCUCGGCAUCCUCUUGGCUGUCACGUCUAUCGGCCCGGCCUUGGGCUUCCUCAGUGGCGCCUUCCUUCUGCGCUUCUAUGUCGACUUUGACACCAUGUCUGAAGACCAGAUCCAGUUGGACCGCAGUGACCUACGCUGGGUGGGCGCCUGGUGGCUCGGCUUCCUAGUGGCGUCCUGCCUCCUUUUCCUCACAGCGCUGCCCUACUUCUUCUUCCCCCGACACAUGCCCCCCGAGGACGAGUCAGAAGCAGACACCAAGCGUCCGAGCGACCUUUUCCAGGAAGUCAGCCUUCUUCACUUCCUUAAAAGUUUUCCCAGCAUCGCCAUGCGCACGCUGCUGACUCCCGUCUACCUGCUGGUGGUCCUGGCUCAGGUUAACAUGGCGGCCGUAUUGGCUGGCCUCAUCACCUUCAUGGCCAAGUUCAUUGAGAGGCAGUUCAACCAGACCGUGGUCUUCUCCGCGACGCUGAUCGGCGGAGUUUGCAUCCCGCUGGCCGUGCUGGGAACCGUCAUGGGCGGAGUCCUGAUGCGGCGAUGGUCUCUUCGUGUCAGCGGCGCCAGCAAGCUCUGCGCCAUCGUCAUCGUCCUCUGCAUUGGCCCCGCCCUUCCUCUGCUCUUCAUUGGCUGCCCCACCCAGCAGGUUUCUGGCGUCUUCCCGCCACGGAGUGGCGCGCUGUCGUGCAGUGCAUCAUGUCAGUGUGUUCAGGACAUGUUUCAUCCAGUGUGCGGCUCAGACGGAGUAGAGUUCACGUCUCCCUGUCAUGCCGGCUGUGUUGCCAUGGAAACAGACAGCAGCAGCAAAGUCCUUAACUUCACAGAGUGUCACUGCGUGGGCGGGGUCGGCGGCUCAGCCACACCCAGAAGCUGUGGCAGUGGGUGUGGGCGCCUCCUCCUCCCAUUUGUGGUUCUGCUCGGCAUCACCGGUCUCAUGGUGUCCCUGUCCCAUACACCAUCUUUUGUCAUCAUCCUCAGGACGGUGCCAGCCCAGGACAAAUCCUUCGCCGUGGGGGUCCAAUACAUGCUCUUCAGAAUCCUCGGUGAGCCUUUAUGCCCGGCCCAGUUCUGUACGGCACCAUCAUCGACUCCACAUGCAUCCUGUGGGACAGGAAGUGUGGUAAACAGACUUCCUGUCUCUACUACGACUUGGAGCGCUUUAGACACAGGUUUUUGGGUCUUCAGGUGGUGUUCAUGUUUGGGGGUCUGGUCUGCUUCCUCUUGACUGCUGUGGUCCUGCACAGGAGGGCGAGGCCUCAGGGUCCUGAGGUCGCAGACGGAGGCGUCUACGAGCUGGUGGACGGGCGCAAACCAGAAGUCAACAAAGCCCAGACCUGAGGGCAGUACAGUGCGCAACUCCUGCCAUACUGUUCUUUUUGUCCACGUCUUCUUCCUUUUAUGGCAUGCAUUUCCCUUGACGUCCACCAGGGGCUGCUAAAACACUCGCGACACUUGGACGUGUUAGUUCUAUUUGCCACCAACUUUAGCUAAAGCAGCUCAGAUGCUUGGCCGCCAUCUUGUCCUCAACUUAUUCAUUUUCUUGACAUCGUUUCAAAAAAGUACAUUUUGUGCCUUUCUUCCUUCACCAACCUGGAGUGCAAAUGGUCUGUUUUAUGUAGUUCAUUUUCUUGAGAUUGUUUCAAAAAAGUACAUUUUGUGCCUUUAUUCUUCCUACACCAACCUGGAGAGCAAAUGUUCAAUGUAGUUUUAAAAAAUAGACCACUCAUUUUGCUACGUCUUUGCUUCAGGAAUGUGACAGCCAAAUCAAAACCACAUGUUUUCCUUCUCCCUGCUGCUGCUUCGUGCACAUCGGGGAGGAGCAGACGAAUGGAAAGUGCGUAACAUGAUGUGUUUCACAUGCAGUGAGUUCAUUGUUGUGCUCGAAAGUGUUACAAUGUGUGUUCUAUCUUGUUGUCAAAACCUUUUUGUAUUUGUCCUGUUUUUCCACAAAAUCAUUUUAAACCUGUUUUGCCUUCCUCACUUUGCCCUGAUAGUGGCGCUAGAGUCACAGUUGUUUCACUGUCUUUAUUUCUUUGGAACACAAAUGUCACACAAAUGUAACACAAGUGUAACACGAAUAAAAUGUUUGUGAUAAAAAAA
Messenger RNA from Dunckerocampus dactyliophorus (ringed pipefish), 2796 nucleotides. It is a transcript of the gene slco2b1, whose product is annotated as solute carrier organic anion transporter family, member 2B1. Gene Ontology annotation, molecular function: protein binding; bile acid transmembrane transporter activity. NCBI's taxonomy places the organism in Eukaryota, Metazoa, Chordata, Actinopteri, Syngnathiformes, Syngnathidae. Gene Ontology annotation, cellular component: membrane. The transcript is spliced from 15 exons. Gene Ontology annotation, biological process: transmembrane transport; sodium-independent organic anion transport; bile acid and bile salt transport. Bases 116 to 1921 code for a protein of 601 amino acids. The record is from RefSeq and is a predicted model, not a curated record.